AUUGGCUGCUGCAGACCCACCCCCUCGUCGGUUUGCGGGUCGGCGAAGCCUGGAUUGGUGGAGCUAAGAGCUGGCUCAGCAGCAGCUCAAGCUCUUGGUUCAGGGCAGAGAUGGCGACUGCGACUCGGCUGCUGGGUUGGCGUGUGGCGAGCUGGAGGCUGCGGCCGCCGCUUGCCGGCUUCGUUUCUCAGCGGGCCCACUCGCUUUUACCGGUGGACGAUGCAAUCAACGGGCUAAGCGAAGAGCAGAGGCAGCUUCGUCAGACCAUGGCUAAGUUCCUUCAGGAGCACCUGGCCCCCAAGGCGCAGGAGAUUGAUCGCAGCAAUGAGUUCAAGAACCUGCGAGAGUUUUGGAAGCAGCUGGGGAACCUGGGCGUAUUGGGCAUCACAGCCCCUGUUCAGUAUGGCGGCUCUGGCCUGGGCUACCUGGAGCAUGUGCUGGUGAUGGAAGAGAUAUCCCGAGCUUCUGGAGCAGUGGGGCUCAGUUACGGUGCCCACUCCAACCUUUGCAUCAACCAGCUUGUGCGCAAUGGGAAUGAGGCCCAGAAAAAGAAGUAUCUCCCAAAGCUGACCAGUGGUGAGUACAUCGGAGCCCUGGCCAUGAGUGAGCCCAAUUCAGGCUCUGACGUUGUCUCUAUGAAGCUCAAAGCGGAAAAGAAAGGAGAUCACUACAUCCUGAAUGGCAACAAGUUCUGGAUCACUAAUGGCCCUGAUGCUGACGUCCUGAUUGUCUAUGCCAAGACGGAUCUGGCUGCUAUGCCGGCUUCUCGGGGCAUCACGGCCUUCAUUGUAGAGAAGGGUAUGCCUGGCUUUAGCACCUCUAAGAAGCUGGACAAGCUGGGGAUGAGGGGCUCUGACACCUGUGAGCUAAUCUUUGAAGACUGUAAGGUUCCUGCUGCCAACAUCCUGGGCCACGAGAAUAAGGGUGUCUACGUGCUGAUGAGUGGGCUGGACCUGGAGCGGCUGGUGCUGGCCGGGGGGCCUCUCGGGCUCAUGCAAGCCGUCCUGGACCACACCAUUCCCUACCUGCACGUGAGGGAAGCCUUUGGCCAGAAGAUCGGCCACUUCCAGUUGAUGCAGGGGAAGAUGGCUGACAUGUACACCCGCCUCAUGGCAUGUCGGCAGUACGUCUACAAUGUUGCCAAGGCCUGCGAUGAGGGCCACUGCACUCCCAAGGACUGUGCAGGUGUGAUUCUUUACUCAGCUGAGUGCGCCACACAGGUAGCCCUGGAUGGCAUUCAGUGUUUUGGCAGACCCUUUCCACCCAACACCCACCUGGGAGGGAGGGCGAGACCCAAGGUCAGAAGUCCUUGGAACAGCCCCUGCCCAUCCCAGCCUCCGACUGCAGGAUCCUGGAGAGCAGGAAAGCCUGGCUCCCCGUGGCUGGAGUGCCCUCGGACACCUCCUCCCCCACUUACACCCACCCCCUCCUUGAACUCUGCAGUCCCAGAGGCAGGGUGAGACUGGGAACCGAGUGAGCCCAAGGGCCAAGAUGCGACUCUGCGGGGCUCCCGGAGCCGGGAGGGUGCCCAUCCCCCACCCCUUGACGGUAGUCGGGGGUGUGGGCGGGGUGAGAAGGACCCCGGGGACACUCCGAUUAGGUCUGGAGAGAGCCUGAAAUAGGGUGCAGUCCGCAGUUGUUGGGGCUGCGGAGGAGGCUACUGGGGUGAAGGGCAGAGACUGCACCCCAAGAGAAAGGCAUGGGGCCCCAAAGAGGGUAGGACACGGGAUUCAGAGGGCGGGAAGGAGAAUGCAGAAACAGCUUUUACGGGGAGAGGCAGACUGCAAAGACGUCCCCUGGCCGGCAAUCUGGAGGCUAGCGCUGGGCAGAUGGGGAUUUUGGACACAGCGCCAUGGACAUGUGUUCCCCCAAAGUCUGAGCGCAUGCAGCCCCCUUGUUCCUUCUUGUGCGGAGACUGAGUCCCACACAGUCCCUACCUCACCGGGACCUCCCCACCCCCAAGGCCGGGGCCGUAGGUGCGUUUAGGAGAGGGAGAGGUCUUCCUCACUGGGCGCUCAACAUCUGGCUCCUUGGUGGUAGGAGAGUACCUUGCCCCUCCAGCUCAAGAGUCAGGAGUAGCACUUCUACCUCCCUAUCCCUAGGGAAGAGGGCCCCCGCAGGUGAAGACCAGACUUGUGCACUAGGAUCUGCCUGGGGGCAAAUAAUUUCUGGAGAUCCCUUUAAGGAGGGGUGUUCCAAUCCCUUUAAGAGGGAGGGGGUCACAGCAAAAGGACUAUAAAAGUCCAGCUUUCUUUAUUCCCUCACCCCCCGGGGUCUUCCUAUGAUGGGGGAAGGGGCAAGUGCUGCUGCCGCAUUUAAUUGUUGCCUUGGUGUCCCUCCCGCAAAGAGCUGUGCUCUUCAGUUCGUCCAGUGGGGCUGAGGAGCCAGGUGGCUCAGUAAGUAUUGCGGGGACCUAGACUUCAGGUGCUCUGGGGGUUGGGAUGGGGACUGCCCCACUUCCAGGAAAGAAGAUGGGACCCGGGCAGGGGUGCAGGGAGGAGAAAGUGGUCACUGCCACCACCGCAGGGACUGCACUGCCGCUGGGGUGCCCUGCCUGGUGCCAGGUGGUUGGAUCUCAGGCCAGGUGGUCUUGGGGGACUGCAGCGGGCAGUGGCGGGGAACUGCUGGGGCUGGGCUGGAGAUGACGGAGCAGCCAGUCUGUCCUGGCUGUCAGUCUGGUUGUGUGUGGUGGGGGAGGGGUGCGCCGUGUGUUCUCUCUGGCCCUGGAUGUUUUCCUCUCCGGCAUCUCCCUCUGAGGCAGUUAACCCUUCCCGAUGGGUCUGGAGGUGUCUGGGGAGAGACAGCCCCUGCCUGGCAGCCGCUGGGGGAAGACUCCAGAGACCUGAUGGACCCAUUCCUCUUUCUAGACCAAGUGCCAAACCCUUUUUUCAGUGGGGGACCUCUGGGCUGCCAAACAUACCAGGGAGAGGAAAGGUGAUGGGCCCCAGGCGUUGGCACAGCUGCCCAGUGAAGUGGGGUGGGGGCAGCAUUCCCUCAGGAAAGGUUACAGGACCGAAGGAAGGAGGAAGAAGUGGAGCCCUUUCCAGCUGUGGAAGGGCUUUGGACUGGGAAAGAAGGAGGCCCAGUUGCAGAGGUCCCUGAAAGUUGGGUGAAGGAGGCUAGAACAGGCCAAAAGAUCCCUUUGGGGAACAGACAGGGUGUAGCCCCUGCCUCUUCUUUGCUGGCUUGUUUUAACAAGCAAUAGGGAGGAAGGGGGGACAGAGGUGGCUCAGUGAGCUGGCACAGGAGGAACACUUAGUGCUUUUAGCCAGCCUGUGUCCCCGCACCAUAGCCCACUCAGUCAGAGCCUCCUGGGGCAGCAGACACAGUCAGCCACACGGGAAGCUCUGAGGAGAGAACUCCUCCAGCGGCCAGGCAGGCACUUGUAGGGUGGGCUGUCAUGACUACUCUGCCUCCUCUCCAGUCGGUAUUCCUUCCUUUCCCUCCCACCGAGACCCCAGAUAAGACAACUG
Messenger RNA from Rhinopithecus roxellana (golden snub-nosed monkey), 3473 nucleotides. RefSeq names its product isovaleryl-CoA dehydrogenase (gene IVD). NCBI's taxonomy places the organism in Eukaryota, Metazoa, Chordata, Mammalia, Primates, Cercopithecidae. Gene Ontology annotation, biological process: L-leucine catabolic process. Bases 111 to 1460 code for a protein of 449 amino acids. Gene Ontology annotation, cellular component: mitochondrion. Gene Ontology annotation, molecular function: flavin adenine dinucleotide binding; 3-methylbutanoyl-CoA dehydrogenase activity. The transcript is spliced from 14 exons. The record is from RefSeq and is a predicted model, not a curated record.